UUUUGCGUUGUGUAUGAUAUAAUAUAGUUUAAAAGCUGUUUUCAAUAUGUUUUUAUAUUUCUUUACUUUAGAUCAUAUUUUAAACUGAUAAUUUUAAUUGAAUUUUAUUUAUAUGAAAAUCUGUAAUUAUGGCUGAAUCAACAACGUUGCUGGUUGAUGACAACGUUAAUUAUGAGAAAGAAAUCAGUUCGUUUCAAGAUAAGAACACAUGCAAUAGUUUGAGUCAGGAAGCACUUAGGUUAAAAGUAUUAGAAGAGGAACAAGAACUUCUAACAUCGUCUUUAUUUUCAUUAACAACACAUUUUGCACAGGUGCAGUUUCGAUUACAUCAAAUAGUAGAGGCACCACCAUCUGAACGAGAAGUUUUAUUAAAAUCACUAGAAGAAUUUGCUUUUCGAGGCGUUAAAAAAGUAGAAUUCAGUUCUAGUGAUAAUGAAGUCAACGAAGAUAGUUCUCAGAUGUCAUCAGCUGAAAAUAAACUAUUGCGAGAGCAAGAAUUAAUUAAUUUAUUGAAAAGUGAACUCCAAGAGGUUGAAAAUUAUGCAUAUUCUACUGGUAGUGCAGGAAUUCCUCAAUCAGUUCUUAUUGAACGUCAAAAAAUCAUUAUUGAUGAAUUAAGAAAUAAAAUAAAUUUAAAUUUGGAUGAGCUUGACCAAAGUACUUUGUCUCCUGAAGAACUACGUCAGCAAGUGGAUUGUGCAAUAGGUCAGCUUGUGGGGCCUUUAAAGAUGAAAGAUGCUCUAGUCAAUCAACUGAAAACACAAAUUCAAGAUCUCGAAAGGUUUAUAAAAUUUUUACAAGAGGGUCCAUAUGCCAAAUGGGACGAUGCUAAAUUCAAAAACUCAAAAAGAUUGCAAACUGUAAACACGGACCAGAAAGCUGUAGCGCUUUUGAAUAGUCGUAAUGAUCAGCAUAAUAAUCGUGGUAAUGAAGGUAAAAUCCAGUCUUCUACAAGCGGUAUUAUGAAGAAGGCUGCAGAAUUCAUCCAGAUAUUUACUUCUAACCAAUUUGCUUGUGAUACUUAUCAGUUCUCAGAUAAUAAAUUAAAGAAAAACAAACAUAAUCAUUGGGGUGAUCAUCGCGCUCAGUUAGAAGUUGCUGUAGAAGAAAUCAUUUUAUUAUUAAACCAAAAUCGGGCUGACGAUAAUCAUGCAGGUAACAAGGACAUUCUUAAGACCGAUGAAGGAAUGGAUAAAUUUGAUAUUCGAGUAACUACAGUUGUACGAAAGCAACUUGCUAUUUGCCUAAGAAACCUUAUGCAGCACGGUUUAAUGCCUGCAGUGCAGCAAACCAGCGUAGUUCCAUUCUUUGGGUGCUUUAGUCUUCGAAGUCAAGUUGUACCAAAAUUUAUGCAUGCAUGGGAACUUGUAUUAAAAUAUUAUCAUCUCAAAAACGGUGAUCUUUAUAAUGCUACACCGGCAAGAUGCUUGUCGCAGAGUUUUAAUUUAAGCAUAGUUGUUGGAUCUACGAAGUCCAGCAAAUUGGGUUUGCUUGGUGCAGUAUCAGGAAUUAUAGCUGAUCAUAGUCCUUAUAAAAGUAGUUAUGAUUCUCAAUUUAAGGCCUUUGUUUGUGCAGCUUUAAAUGCUAAUAAGUUAGUGCCCUGGUUAAAAUUGAUUUUACAAUGCAAACAACUAAUUAAUAUGCACUAUGCACCUUGGAGUUACGUGGUAAAAACUGGUUUUGUAGAUAGCUUGCAAUGCUUAGACAAGUUAACAAAUCAUUCAUUUGACUUGCCUGUGGACUUGGCAGUACGCAAAUUCCAUAAUAUAAAAGAUGUAUUUAUGUAAUUUACUUGUAAAAUAUUAGAACUAUUAUAUUUAUUGUGAAUAUUCAGAUCGUUAUUUUAUUUCAUAGAUGAAUCAGUAUUCAAUGGGUAAUAAUGAUCUGAUGAGAAUAUGUUAUCAUAAAUUAAAAUAAAUACAUUUAUUAUGAUUC
Ctenocephalides felis (cat flea) is the source of this 1935-nucleotide messenger RNA. Its product is annotated as RUN domain-containing protein 1-like. The transcript is spliced from 10 exons. Lineage: Eukaryota; Metazoa; Arthropoda; Insecta; Siphonaptera; Pulicidae. The record is from RefSeq and is a predicted model, not a curated record. Bases 129 to 1787 code for a protein of 552 amino acids.